Condylostylus longicornis is the source of this 928-nucleotide messenger RNA. RefSeq names its product putative carbonic anhydrase 5. Gene Ontology annotation, cellular component: cytoplasm. The record is from RefSeq and is a predicted model, not a curated record. The transcript has 8 exons. Lineage: Eukaryota; Metazoa; Arthropoda; Insecta; Diptera; Dolichopodidae. Gene Ontology annotation, molecular function: zinc ion binding; carbonate dehydratase activity. The coding region runs from base 1 to 915 and encodes 304 amino acids.
AUGUCCGGAGCCGUAUUCGUUAACUUAAAAAAGGCUUUUGAUGUAGUUAAUCAUCCAAGACAUUGUGAUCUGAUAAAAAACAUGGGAAUAAGAGCUUUAGAUUUACAAAAUGUAGAUAAGGUUAAGUACUUAAGAAUGAUAAUUGACGAAAAUCUGAGAUGGGACUACCAGAUAAAAAUCCUGAAGCAAACGCUCAUCCCUAUAAAAUGUUCUAGCGAUGCUCGUGAAAAUUGUACAGCUAGUAUUUAUGGAGAAACAAGAGAUCAGGAUGUAUGGCCAGUACAAUGUGUAACUGGAAAUUAUCAAUCUCCAAUUGAUAUUCCACCAAAGGUCAGAUCGACUUCUGCAGUAAUAACGUAUCAUAAAUUUGAUCAAAAAUUAGAAGAAGUGACAUUAGUACAUCAAGAUUACCUCCGUAAACAACUUCCAAUACAACAAUUUGAUUUACAUUGGGGUUCAUCUGAACAUUCAGUUGGUGGUAAAUUUUAUGAUGGUGAAAUUCAUUUAUAUGGCAAAGAUUCUAAUAAACGCGUCCAUGUUAUUCUUACUGCCUUCCUUAAGAAAGCUGAUAAUGUUAAUAACACGCUCACUAGAGUUAUUAAACUAGCUGACGAAAUUAAACAACCAGAUCAACGUGUCACAGGUCAUUUUCCAGAAGCAGAAGAUUUUUAUUCUUUCCUUGAAGUUGAAGACAAAGAGGCAUAUUUUUAUUACGAAGAGGGUUCCCGAACUUAUCCAGAUUGUAGACCAAACAUUGCAUAUAUAAUAUAUAAUGGUUACAUUGAAGUUGAAAGUCAAGCGAUGGAAAAUUUAAAAAAUCUUAAAGAUAGCAAAGGCAGAUUGCUAACUUGUACCUAUAGAAGUAUUCAGCCAUUGAACGGCAGAACCGUUAGAAAGAAAUAUCCAGGACAUUGAAAUAAAAAUUUUG